GCAAACCUGGAGGCUGAGGCUUGGAAACUUGGUAUGUACACGUACGCCUAGCCGAAUUUGGGCUUGGAUUGGCGCCCCUCGAGGCUUGGACUUCAAUGUUUCGGAAUCCUCUUAUCCUCUGUCCACUCUGCCACUGCUUGUUACUACCACUGUUGCCUUCACCUUUAUUUCUACUACAUAUGAAACUCGAUUCAUCGUGAAUUCGGAAUCUUGGACCAAGUGAUUAUCGUCAAAGUCGCUCGCUCGAUCGCUCGCCUGAGUGAGAAGGUCACCAGCUUGUACCACCUCAACUCCGACUGCGGCAGAAGUCACUCACUUCGACUCUCCGCUUGACUUUGGACUCACUCUCAUACUUGGGCCUCUUUGGUCGACUCACACUCGCUCUCUUCGACCAGAACUUCCCUCAACACACACCUCUAAGACCUCAUAAACUCCAACAUGGAACUCUCCUCCCUCGUGCGACGGCAAUAUUACGAUGAUGGGCCGGGCUGGUGGUAUUCAGAUACAGCCUAUAUCAUCAAAUGGUCCGUCAUUGCCUUCCUAGUCAUCGCCUGCCUGGCAUUCUUCCUCGGAGCAUACCUGCACGCACGACGCCGCAUGGCCAAAGGACAACCACCAUUACGGUACCAUAGAUGGCUCGUUCCCCGUCGGUCACGCUAUGCCUUUGCCCAAGCACAUCCUGAACAUGCCCAUCAUUUCUCCUUCUAUCGCAACGCCCGACCCGGUCAAUAUGGCUAUGCUCCCGGCCAGACCUAUCAGAUGGGACAUUAUGGGGCGCCGCCACCUGGUAAGUCUAGUUGUUACGACGAGGAGACCGAUUCGAUUUGUUUGGGCUUCGAUAUUGACUAUGGUUUUUCUUACAGCCUAUCACGAACCAGAAUACGUGCCUGUUUACACACCUGCUGCGCCAAAUAAGACAGAUCCAAAUCAGACAUAUACUGCACCUCCCGCCACCGACGGGUCGCAGCCAUACGGGGCUGGGCCUAGUCAGCCUCCGCCAGCAGCAGCGUUGGGUCAAAGAUGAGCAUUCUUGUCUGUUGACAGGUGGAUUGCGCAUGCUGGAGCCACGCCACUCCAGCGGGUUGUAGUCAGAAAAUAGCAGAUACAGAUCUCGAGUCGGAGUUACUCCAACCCACUCUGCAUGGCAUAGGGGAUGGAUUGAAACAAAGGCAAAUACAUGCAAGGCGUUGGUGGUGAUCGGCGAGCGACGGUUUCGUCUGCUAAAAUAUUGAUUGAUUCAUAAAAAUUUUGGUGCAUACAUACAUAUAUACAUAUAUGUCUCCUCUCCGUCUCGUA
This is a messenger RNA of Exophiala mesophila, 1296 nucleotides long. RefSeq lists its product as hypothetical. The transcript is spliced from 2 exons. The coding region runs from base 439 to 915 and encodes 158 amino acids. The record is from RefSeq and is a predicted model, not a curated record. Lineage: Eukaryota; Fungi; Ascomycota; Eurotiomycetes; Chaetothyriales; Herpotrichiellaceae.